Molecule: messenger RNA, 2683 nt
Organism: Frankliniella occidentalis (western flower thrips)
Lineage: Eukaryota; Metazoa; Arthropoda; Insecta; Thysanoptera; Thripidae
Product: facilitated trehalose transporter Tret1-2 homolog
Exons: 8
Coding region: 182-1978 (598 amino acids)
Biological process (GO): transmembrane transport
Cellular component (GO): membrane
Molecular function (GO): transmembrane transporter activity
Source: RefSeq, a predicted model, not a curated record
GAAUCGAGUCUUGAAGAUGUUGACGUAUGACGUCGCCGAAAACAAAACUCGCGGCGCCCAUGAAACGCGCGCGUACCGGGGAGCAGGCGAGGACGGCCGUCAGUCUGUGCGUGACGUGCCUACGAGCGGGUGAGGCGAGCAGGGAACAGCCUCUGGCACUGGAUUCGUCGCGCCCGCCGCCAUGAAGACCGACCCGCACGACGACCCCCGCGACCCGGGCGCGCUGCAGCAGCCCGACCGACCCGCGCCGCCGUGCCCGCCGGGGCUGCGGGGCGUGGUGCUGAGCGCCGGCCAGCUGCAGGCCGAGCGCUGCUCCUGCCCGGAGAAGCGGGAGCUGGGAAGGCAGGAAGCGCAGCAGGAGCAGCAGGCCCAGAGGAACAUGCAGCAGGUGUUCCAGGGGGCGCAGCAGAAGGGCGCCGCCAUGGGCAAGGAGCAGCAGGGCCUCAUGGGCCCGGGGCCGGCGCCCACCAAGCACGAGGUGCGGCCGCUCGUCGCCGACCCCCUCCGGGAGAAGGACCCCGCGCGGAAGAAGUUCUCGCCCCUCGUCCGCCAGGUGCUGGCCGCUGCCGGGCCCGUCAUGGCCACGAUCAGCUCCGGGAUGACCACCGGGUACUCGGCGGUGUUGCUGCCGCAGCUCGAGCACCCCAACUCCACCAUCCCCAUCAGCUACGGCCAGGCGUCCUGGAUUGCGAGCAUGGCCCCGCUACCCAUGGCGCUGGGCUGCCUCCUGUCCGGGCUCCUGCUGGACCGCCUGGGCCGGCGCCGCUCGCAGCUCGUCAUCUGCGUGCCCUUCACCAUCGGCUGGGUGCUGCUGGCCGUGGCGCGCGACCUGCCCGCCAUCCUCGGCGGCCGCUUCCUCACCGGGCUGUGCGUCGGCCUCGUGGGGCCCCCCUCGCUCAUCUACAUCGGCGAGACGGCCGAGCCGGCGUACCGCGGCCUCCUGCUCGCCGCCAUCUCGCUGGCCGUGGCCGUCGGCAUCCUGGUGGCGCACGUGCUGGGCACGGUGCUGCACUGGCGCCUCACCGCCUGGCUGUGCGCGACCGCGCCCCUCGCCUGCAUCGCCUUCCUCUGCCCCUCGCCCGAGUCCCCCGUCUGGCUGGCCUCCAAGGGCAAGCUGGCCGAGGCGUCCAGGGCCUUCAGGUGGCUGCGGGGCUUCGACGAGGCGGCGUCCCUGGAGCUGCAGGGCCUCCUCGCGAAGCACGGCGCCGCGGCCUUCCCUGAGGGCGCCAAGGCCCCCGGGCCGCCCCCGCCUACCGUCAGCAGUGAGGUGGCUGCCCUCCCGCUGUGGCGCCAGCUGCUGCACCGCUCCUUCCUCAGGCCGUUCAUCAUCAUCGCCACAUUCUUCUUCCUCAUGCAGUUCAGCGGCGUGAACGCGGUCGCCUUCUACACGGUGAGCAUCAUGAAGGACGUCGGCGGCGGGCUGGACGAGUACGUGGCCACCAUCAUCCUGGACGUGGUGCGCGUGCUCAUGUCGUGCGCCGCGUGCGUGCUGCUGCGCCGCGUGGGCCGCCGGCCGCUGGCCGUGCUCAGCUCCGCGGCCACCGGCGUGUCCCUCAUGGGGCUGGCCGCGCGCCUGGCCUUCGGGGACCCCGCCAGCCACGCCUGGAUGCCGGUGUCCCUGCUGGUGACGUACAUCACGGCCGUGUCUGUGGGGCUCGUGCCCCUGCCCUGGGUCAUGGCGGGAGAGGUCUUCCCCGGCAACUUGCGUGGACUCAGCGGUGGCGCCACCUCCGCCCUCAACUUCCUCUUCUUCUUCGCGGUGGUCAAGUCGGGGCCUUCCCUCUUCGCCACGUUCUCGCCACCCGGUGCGUUCGCCUUCGCCGUGUACGGUAGCGUCGCGCUGUUGGGCUCCGUGUUCCUGCUGCUCUUCCUGCCAGAGACCAAGAACAAGACGCUGCAGGAUAUCGAGGAUGAGAUGGCGGGGGCGCGUAGACCACGGGCGGACGGCCGGGACAAGGCCGGCUUGCCGGUGCCCUGAGAUGGACGGGGUCAUCUUCACCUCGCUGAACGUUGGAGUCUGCCCGAUCCUGGUGACGACUAAAAGGACCGGGACUCGGGGAGACGGUGCUUAACGGUGCUCUAGUGGCGGCAACCGUUGCCGCAGCCACUCAUCUACGCACCUCAAACAUAUCCCGCGCUCGAACGGACGCUCUUGAAUCGAGCGUGGGGUAUGGCCGGGACGAUGUGAACUAAAAGAGGAGGAACUUGGCUGUGACUGAGACUUCAGCUUGUUGGAUGGAGAUGUAGAACAGUGCCAAACGCAUAUGGCGUGUGUGUAGUACAGGGCGGGCCAUCGGCACUGUUCUUUCCUCUGGUGAUACUGUACCGGAUGCAGGCGUGCGAACUGGUUGCAUACUUGCACGGGGCCGUGAGGCGUCUCAGUCAGCUACUUUAGGCAGCGGCCGCCCGCACGCCUGCAUCCGGCACAUUAGAACCAGAAGAAAGAACGGCGCCGAUGGACUACCCUGUACGAUACGGAGCUAUACCCGAUCAUUCAACUUGAAUCGGACAACGGGUCAGUGGACCAGUGGUAUACUCCUUGGUUGAAAUAGUAGCUGAGCCCAAGUAUAUGUAUAUUGUAUAUAAUGCCCUUAUUUUAUACUUGUAAUAUUUGUUUUAAUAUGAUUGUACUUAUUAUUAUUAUUGUAAUCUCGUACUUAAAAUGAAACCGAUGACUCGUUUA